This is a messenger RNA of Cyclocybe aegerita, 2484 nucleotides long. NCBI's taxonomy places the organism in Eukaryota, Fungi, Basidiomycota, Agaricomycetes, Agaricales, Hemipholiotaceae. The record is from the annotation of a GenBank genome assembly.
AUGGACAAAACUACCUCCGUGCUUGCCGCUUUCGAGGCUGGGAAGCUUCCAUCGACUCAACAGGUCAACCAAUUUAUCGAUUGGCUCAACGAUGUCGGUAUUGCGCAAAUCGAACCGACUGAGAACACGGAGCUCAGCGCCCAAGGGCGAGUACUUGCGAACGACUUUCGGGGCGUCCUCGAGGCUUAUAAGCAGCUAGGAACGCACAAAAAUUCCGACAACGCUCUCCAAGAGGCCAUCUGGCAUUUGACAGAGGGCGACCUCCAUGUUACGCCCGAAGCAGAAGCCGACAAGGACCAAGCUCUCGAUGACCUCAACGCCAUUCGUCGUUCUUUACGUGCACUACUCUCUAUCGUUUGGUCGAGUGCCUCAUCUGAGGGCACUUCGAUCGUCCAGGAUCUUCUCUCUAUUAUGCGCCUCUCCCUCGCAGACGCAGCUGAGGUUAUUGAGGACAAAGCCGGGCUGGCGAAGGAGAGCCUUCGUCAUAUCGAAGACGAGGUUCAGGAGGGCAAGCGUGAUUCGCUAGGGCGGGACAAACAGCGUUUGGAGGAGGAGCAAGACGCGAAGAUCGCAUGGCAGCAUGGCAUGGACACCGUUAAGAAUGCGGGAACAACCGCGAUCGGAGCUGCGCAGAGCGGGUCGGCUACGGUCGAGGAGAAGAAGGAACAGACGACGACCCGGAUCCAGGAUGCUUACUACAAAAUUUUCGACCGCGCCCAAUCCGACGAAGAUUACCGUCAAGCACUCGAUACGAUCUUCGACAUCAUUCAGAGACGACUCAACCGAACCAUCGACGCCGCUUCAGAUCCCCAGGUUACCCUCUCAAGCUUCAUCGCUGAUCCCUCUCCUGAGCAGCACAUCCCGAAGGCUCUCGCUCUUGUGCGAAGCCUCGUCGAACGGCUGGCAGGUACUUCACUUGAGCCACUCAUCCAAUGCGCACGCGGAUGCGCUAACACCGUUGUGCGGGAUGACGAACUCAAGGCGUGGUUCGAUGACUUCAUUGGAACGACGAGGAAGAACCUCGCCGAGCCUGGAUAUGCUCGUUCUGACGAGGCACAGGCGAAACGUCGCGAGCUUCGUGUGCGCUGGCGUACUUCGUUGGAGAAGGACGAGAAGUGGAAAGCUGCAGUGGAUAGUGCCAAGGCGGAACUGAGCAAGAUUGAUGAAGGUCUCCGAAACGAUGAGGACCUCAACAGGUUGAAAGCGUCUCAUCAGAAGCUCGGCGACGAUAUCGAGCAGGGUUUGGUCGAGGCGGGGAAGGAGGCACAGACCGGCAUGCAGGCUGCUAUCGAGCAGGCCACUUGGUUCUGGCAGGAUUUGUUCAAGGUCUACAUCCCAAGAGUUCUGACGAAGAUGCGCGACCUGCCUAUCCCGAGGACGGAAUACAAAGAUUCGGACAUCGAAUUCGUCCUCGAAAAUCUCGACAUCUCUUCCUUCAAUAUUCUUCCGUCCCACGUAUACAUUCGCAAUAUAACCGACGUCGACAUCCAAACCUCUGCCAAACCAGCGACUCCCUCCCACACCAAAGUGGGCACGCUUACCCACAUCCAAAUCCAAGCCUUACAGCUCUCCCUCAAAGACGUUUCAUUCUGGUACAAAGCCAAGAACGCUUCCGCUCUCGAGCCGGGCGAGCUCACAGGCCUUCUCGGUUUAAAACUGCCCGAGAAAGGCAUCGACGUCGACCUCAAGGUCCGGCUCAUCCCCGAACACACCAAGGGUCCCCACUCGCGCGAAGCGCUCAAACACUUCAACAUCAUCGAGCGCGCUGUCGUCACCAUCUCGAACGACGUCGGCAUCGAGGUGCGCGAGAGCAACCACGCGCUGCUCACGACGCUCUUCCGCCCGGUCGUGGUCUCGCGUGUGCGGGAGGCCCUCGAACGCACGCUCAGCGAAACGCUGCACGCGCUCGUGGACUACGCGGAUGGGAUCGCGUAUGAUGUGCGUAGGCGCCGGCAAGUCUUCGAGGACACGGGUCUUGGUGGUGGUGGGUCGCUCAUGGCGGCGAUCUGGAGCGAGGUUGGGCGCCUCGAGCGCGAGUCCCGCGCUGGGCCUGUCGAGGUGGACUGGAAGGCGACUGGGACGGGUGUUGUUCUUGAGCACCGCACGGCGGUUGGUGGCGACGAGUUUGGAGAAGGCGCGGAGGUCAAGACGAAGGCUUUUGCAAUGGGCGCCGAGCCGCAGAUCCUCAGCGGUGAGAAACGCGGCCCGUUGGGCACCGGCUCCGAGAAGAUUGCGGACAAACUUGGUCGCGCCGGCGAGGAGCUUGGCCUCACCCCGGAGAUGCAGGAAAACAUUCGAGAAUCGAGCAUGGAGGUGGAUAUUGGCGAGACCGCUCGAGAUGCUGCGGAUGAACUUGGAGCCAAGGCGAAGGGUGUCUUGAAGGAGGGUAAGAAACAGAUCACUGACUUCAGAAGGAGCGUAGAGAGGAAGAGCCAGAUGGAGCAGAGUCGGCAGGGAUGGCAGAGCGCCAACUUCGAUCUUUAG